GGGUCAUUUCUCCACGGAAUCGUUCAUCCGAGGUCCCUUUCCUCCUGGCCAUCCCCAAGAACAGUAUCCGAGACUCAGAAGAUCCUGUUGUGGGGAUGGUGUCAAUGACAAGACUGUGACCCCGCGUUUCUGGGCUUUGAUAUCAUCGAUUCAGACCGUCAAGAUGAGAUAUUCACUCCAAAUGGGUUAUAGCCGAGGUGCUAGAACGCAUCCAUUGUACCGGUAUCUUAUAAUCCCCUAGUUCGACGUUCCAAGGUAAGGCUGUUCACUUUCUCUUCGUCAUAUUCACUCUUUCCUCCUUUGCAGAAUACCUUCAAGCCAUCAUCAUGGGGUCCGAACGUUACCCGAUCCAACACAAGGGCAUUUAUCACAACCUCCCGACCUUCGACCCGUCGCUGAAAGGCUUGACGGCGAUCGUUACUGGUGCUAAUGGCAUCAGUGGAUUCCAUACUAUGCGAGUCCUGCUCGAGAGUCCCGAACGGUGGACGAAGGUGUACGCGCUAUCACGACGACCUCCUCCACAGGCCAUGAUGAGCCUGCUCACGGACUCUCAGCGUGCUCGAGUACAGCAUGUUGCCGUUGACUUCCUUGAUGAUCCUCAAAAGAUUGUGGAUGCCAUGAAGGCGUCCAACGUUGCUGCCGACUACGUUUUCUUCUACUCCUAUCUGCAGCCAAAGCCACCUCCAGGUGCUUCUGCAUGGUCUAACGCCGACGAACUCGUCAAAGUGAAUAGCGCCUUGCUUGAUAAUUUCUUAAAGGCAUUGACCAGUGCAAAACUCACUCCCAAACGCUUUCUUUUGCAGACUGGGGCAAAAAACUAUGGCGUUCACAUUGGUCGCGCCCGGACACCCGCAAUCGAAUCUGACCCUCAGCCGUCUCACCUCGAACCUAACUUCUACUAUCCCCAAGAGAAAUUGCUCUUUGACUACUGCAAGAGCAACAACACUACCUGGAACGUCAUUCGACCUGCAUGGAUCAUCGGGGCCGUCAACAAUGCGCAGAUGAAUGCUUUACACCCCUUUGCCAUCUAUUCCUCAGUGCAAGCCGCCAAAGGUGAACCACUAUACUUCCCGGGUGAUUGGGCUGCCUGGCAGCAUGAAGCACACUACUCGACCGCAAGGUUGACAGGAUAUCUAUCUGAAUGGGCCGUUCUGGAGGACAAAUGCAAGAACGAAGCUUUCAAUUCACAGGACACCGCACCGCUCUCAUGGGACCGUUUUUACGAAGAGCUGACUCGUUGGUUCGGCGUGGAAAAGGGUAUUCAGCCACCGGAAGAGGAUCCGACCAAGUUCAAAGAGUUUAAAGGCAGAUCUGGCAAAGAGACACCCAUGGGGUAUGGGCCUGCGACUGUAGCUCGGAGCACAUUCUCUCUAGUUGGAUGGGCAUCAAAGCCGGAGAAUCACGAAAUUUGGCAGAAGUUGAUGAAAGCCUCGGGAGGUCAACUUACGGACGAUCCUUUUAAAGAUGUCGAGGCAAAUUUCGUGUUUGGAGACGCUGCCUUUAUGAGUAUGGGUAGCCUGUGUAUGAACAAAGCUCGAAGGAUGGGCUGGACAGGUUUCGUUGAUACUAUGGAGUCUAUUUUUGAGAUGUAUUAUGAGAUGGGCAAGCUGGGCAUGGUUCCAAAGAUGAAAGUCGCCGAGGCUAAGCCUUUGAUAUGAGUUAGGAAUAGUAAUAGGCACCGUGGUGAGUCCAGGAUCGAUAGUUUACUGGC
Messenger RNA from Exophiala oligosperma, 1711 nucleotides. RefSeq lists its product as uncharacterized. Lineage: Eukaryota; Fungi; Ascomycota; Eurotiomycetes; Chaetothyriales; Herpotrichiellaceae. The transcript is spliced from 2 exons. Bases 327 to 1658 code for a protein of 443 amino acids. The record is from RefSeq and is a predicted model, not a curated record.